Messenger RNA from Pelodiscus sinensis (Chinese soft-shelled turtle), 3301 nucleotides. The record is from RefSeq and is a predicted model, not a curated record. NCBI's taxonomy places the organism in Eukaryota, Metazoa, Chordata, Testudines, Trionychidae.
CUCCCUAUUUCUCGUUCCCUUUGCUUCAGGCCAACGUGAGUCUGGAGGGGGGCGUCAGAGCCACCUUGCUACAGCACGUCCUCACUGCAGCCCAGCCAAUAUUCCAGCGGGCAGAUGAUGCUGAAUUCCUACGGUGGAUGGGGCCUCGCCUCGCAGGCCUGAUCUCGGGACUGAACAGCACCCACAUCCCUCUCGUGUUUGAUGGCCUGGAAUCUAGAAACUGCUCUGUCAUCAAUGCCGUAGUAACCGUGCUUAAUGAGGCCAUCCCCGACUUUAGCAACACCACGCGACAGAGCAUUUACCGCCGGAUACUGCGUGUGACAGCAGGCUCCUCCCUGCGGUGCUACGUCACGAAUGCCAGCUUUGCCGUCUAUUUAAGCGAGACAUUGCAGGGCUUUGCUGCUUUUCUGAAUCUGAGAGAUCUCGCCUCGAUCAUUCCGGCAUCCAGACUCCAAAAGAUUGUGAAUACAGUGGCCCCAGCUGCACUGGCUGAUUUGUUAUCCAGCUCUGACUUUCUCAAUGACGACAACUUCCUGACCAUUCUUCUGAAGAACUAUAACAAGAAAGGGGCCUUCCUUGAGUCAUUUAACAUGAAGAGCAUUGUGAACAUCCUCCCCAGUGGCACCAGGGUGGCCAUUCUGACUGGCGUGUGGCCUGUGGUGUUGAGGAGCGACAAUGAGACCGUGGUGAGCACGUGGCUCGGGCCACGUCUGUCGCCAUACUUCAGUUUAAUCCAAGGCAGCCUACUGAACUUCAGCGGUACUCUGAACGCCAGCUGCACAGCCUUCCGCCAGAUUGUGGGCAAACUGAGCAGUAACAUUACAGCUUUCAAUGUCAGCCAGCAAGACAUCUACGAUUUCACCAAAGCCUAUCUCACAGCUACGAGUGCCAGGCCCAGAUGUUACAACGCCAGCGACCCGCGUGCCGCAAACUGGCUCGCUGCUUACCUGGGGCGUUCCCUCCGCCACAGCAGUGCCGCCGAUGUGAGAUCCUUCCUCAACCACAACGUGACCCUUCUCCAGGAUCUAGCCAUACACCCCGACAAUCUGAGACUCAUCAACGACACACGCAUCCAGAAGGACCUCGCGGAGCUCUAUGCCACAGCGCUGUUUGCCAAGAAUUCAAACUUCAGUCUUGUCAACCUUCCCGACCAGCUCCUCUGCUUCGCCAGACAUUCGACUGCCAUACGACUGCUCAGCGCCAAUGUUUCACUGAGCAUCAUUGCUCGGAUAAACCUCCACUGUGGUCCUUCAAACACAUCUGAACUCCAAGACUCCUCUGCCACUGACCGCCAGCUUGCUACGAUGCUGGUGGCCCAGGUCACUACCUUUGACGCGAGGACCCUGGCUGCUUUGGGGCAGCACGCCGUGGGGCUGACCUCCGGGCACAUUUUAGAACUGAGACCACAGAUUAUCGCAGAUCCGCUGGCCUUGCAGUCGCUCGGACGCGUUGACGGCUGGGAUAGGGGACAAUCGCAAGGGCUGAUGAGCAAGUUAAUCCGCAGUAAUUUCAUGUUUGAUACAGAAGAGGCAUUUCAGAGACUCGGAACACUGGUGCCAGGACUCUCCAGUGACGUCUUCAGGAACAUCACGGCAGCUACUGCCCUGAAAUUGGCUAAGAAUCCCAUCUUCCAAAGAGCCAUCAGGAAGGCUCCUGGCUAUUUAAAGAGAGCUUUUGUGGACAAGAUCGUCUCCAGUUCCUCGUCACUGAAUGCCAUUUUAAAUAACGUGCCAGACGAUUUGGUCGACCAGGUUCCAAUCCCGUUGCUGGCGUUUCAAGACAAGCUCCUAGAUCUUCGCAAAAUCAGCGAGAAACAAUGGUCACCACAGCAGGCAGCUGUGUUUUUUGUGGAGGUAUUGAAUGCUACCAAUAAUUACGCUGACCUUUCAGCCUCCGUGCUGCAGGGUUUCCAGUGCAGUGCAGCCAGCCGACUGGAGCCUGACAAGCUCUCGGCACUGGUGGAGCAAGCGAAAACCCAGGAGGCAGUGCUGAGCGCUCAGCAGUUGUCCUGCCUGGCUAAAAUCCUAGCUGCAAACAACCUGACAGCAAACGUCACCAGCUACCCACCGGACAUGCUCCUUUUCUUUGAUUUCACCCAAGUGCGUAAUCACACCUGCAAAGAGUUUUACAGUCUGGCUUCCCAAGGGAAUCUCAACCUGCUGCCAAAUGGAUCAGCCCAAAGGACGGCACUCCUGAAUAAGGCCCUAUUGUGCUUGGGAGGAGUGAAUAACACGCUCAGCCAGGAGCAGCUCAGCAGCCUUGGCGCCUUGGUGUGUGACAUGGAGCCAGCUGCCAUCACAGACUCCGACCCGCAGAUCCUGGAGAACCUGAAGCUCUGUCCAGAUCUAGCCGGAGCCCAGCGAGCGGCGCUGAACGCUCGCCUCAGCCGCGGGGACAGCCACUACGGGGCUCCUGCCUCCUGGGAAGCUGGGCCGCUCCCUGUGUAUCUGAACCGGACGACGUGGCGCUCAGUCGACGAGGGGGUGAGGAAGGCCUUUUUCAGAAGUGUGGUGGCUGGAUACCGAAGCCAAAGUGCCACUCAGAAGGAAAAAACCAGGCUCCUCUUAGAAUCCAUUGGAGCCGCGUCACCGUCAUCUCCCAGAUUGAAGCGUGCCGUUGAGCAGUGCAAGUCUGACCCGAUCACCGCCAGUGCUAUCCAAGACCCGCUCUUCAUCGCGCAUUAUGACACAAAGGGGCAGUUUGAGGCCUGCUUGAGUAACGAGGUUUUGAAAGCCAACCUGGUCCCGUUGCUGGCGCACCCUCUCCCAGAGGAAUACCUGGAUGUCAUGAAGGGAAAACUCAGCGAGAUUUACCCGGCUGGCAUCCCAGAGGACCAGUUACAGCUGCUCGGGCAGUUAUCCCGCCGCUACGAGGAGUGCCUUCCAGCGACACGCUGUCCGCCUUGCUGGAUCCGUCAGGCGGACGCUGGCAGGCCGCCGAGGCCAAGCAACUGAUCACUAGAUACAUGGACCUGGGGGGCACCUUAACGGGACCUUUACUUCAGAAGAUCGGCGGGAGAGAUCUCUGCGGUCUGGAGGAUGACCAGAUUAAUAAAAUAAGCCCAGAGGCAAUUGGGACUGCUGGGAAGGUCGACAUUUCUUCUUGUUCACAAAGCAAGAAAGAUCGGCUGUAUGCAAAAGCCCGCGAUGCGUUUGCUAGCCAAAGGGGAACUAGUGCUUACUACCCUUUAAUUCGUCCGUAUUUAGGUGGAGCUCCACGAAAGGACCUGGAAGACUUAGCGGGAUCAACUAUUGCCAUGGAUAUCGACACAUUUACGGCCUUAAAACCCAGCGAACUGCAG